CACUUGCAUUGAAAUGAAAAAUUUAACUUUCAUCAAUCGAAUUUUAACUUGAAUAUAUUUGACGAACCGCAUUCUAUGUACUUAAAUAUUCUAAUGUUAAUUAUAAUUCAAUACAGAAAUAAUGGACACAGGACGGUGUGUUAAAAAUCGUAAAAUAAACAAGAUUCGUAAGGAGGUCACAGAACCUCAGGAAUACAGUUAUUCGGAGAAAACAUGUAAUUCCCAUCGAGAAGUGGGUGAUGGUGCCCCAGCCGAAAAUGAAACCGAAAAACCAGAAUUAAUGCUGAUGAACGAAAUGAAUCAUUCUCCUUCACGCAUAUAUUUACAGCUCGAGAUUGAUGUAAUCGCAAUAGGACUUCUAAUAUUGGCAUUAUGCACUCGUUUAUAUAAACUAGAUGAACCUCGCCAUAUUGUAUUUGAUGAAUUACAUUAUGGAAGAUAUGUUUCAUUAUAUACUAAGGGUGUCUUUUUUUUUGAUGCUCAUCCACCACUUGGCAAACAGUUGUUAUAUCUAGCUGGUAGUAUUGCUGGAUAUGAUGGAAACUUUACUUUUGACCGGAUUGGUACUCCAUAUACUGACAAUGUUCCUGUGAAGGCUCUCAGGCUAGUUCCAGCUGUGUCAGGAAGUUUUCUAGUUUUAAUUACAUAUUUUUUGAUGCUAGAACUAUCUUUACAUCAAUGGACUGCCAUACUUGCUGCUUUAUUAGUGCUCCUUGAAAAUUGUUUCUUAGCACAGUCAAGGUUCAUGUUGCUGGAAAGCAUUCAGAUACUAUUUGGCUUGUGCGGUGUGUAUUGUAUUAUUAAAAGUACAAAGAGAAUUGGACUCACAGCACUUGUUUGGCUAUGUGCUGCUGCUGUUUUGCUUGGUUGCUGCUUCUCGGUGAAAUACUCUGGGCUGUACACAUACUAUUUAUCAUUAUUCUUAGUUGGAAGACACAUAUGGUUGCAACUAAACCAAAUAAAAUCAGGAACACGUUUAUUAUUUUCUGCCCUGUGGCGGUUUGCAGUCUUAUUGAUCAUCCCGCUGGCUGUGUAUGUGAGCGUGUUUUACAUGCAUUUGUCUAUGUUGCCAAAGGCUGGACCGCAUGACAGUGUUAUGACGAGUGCAUUCCAAGCAUCAUUACAGGGCGGCCUUGCGAGCAUAACACACGGACAGCCACUGCAUGUCGCUCACGGCUCUCAAAUAACACUCAGGCACACCCACGGCAGGACCUGUUGGCUCCAUUCACACGCGCACGUAUAUCCAGUGCGUUAUGCGGACGGACGUGGCUCCUCACACCAGCAGCAAGUGACUUGUUACAGCUUCAAAGAUGUCAACAAUUGGUGGAUUGUAAAACGGCCGGACCAAGCGUCGCUGGCCGUUUCGCGACCUCCAGACGCUAUAAGACACGGAGAUAUCGUACAACUGUUGCAUGGAAUAACGAGUCGCGCUUUGAAUUCCCACGAUGUGGCCGCAGCUGUUUCGCCUCAAUCUCAAGAAGUGUCUUGCUACAUCGACUACAAUGUAUCGAUGCCAGCUCAGAAUCUUUGGCGUGUGGAUAUUGUGAAUCGUGAUUCUGAAGAGUCAACCUGGGAUAGCAUACGCUCGUUAGUGAGACUUGUUCACGUUGACACGGGGUCGGGCUUGCGUUACAGUGGUCGCCAACUUCCGGCUUGGGGUUUCCAUCAACAUGAGAUUGUUGCUGACAAGGUGUUAUCCCAUCAAGAUACAAUAUGGAAUGUUGAAGAGCAUCGCUAUACCAAAGCCGAUGAUCGAAAAGAACGGGAACGCGAGUUAGUCACGGCUGAAAUGAUACCGACUGCAGUGACCCAAUUAACUUUUUGGGAAAAAUUUACAGAAUUACAAUAUAAAAUGAUAGCACACGCACCUGAUGCCCCUCACGGGCACAUGUUUGCCAGCGAACCAGCUGAAUGGCCUCUGCUUGUUCGUUCAAUUGCAUAUUGGCUCUCUCCUGACUCUAAUGCUCAAAUACAUCUGAUAGGCAACAUUGUAACAUGGUAUACUGGGACAAUAUCGGUAAUAGUCUACAGUGCCCUCCUGGCUAUUUACUCCGUUCGAAAACGUCGAGCAUGUGAAGACUUGCCUCCAUUUGUUUUGAAUAAGUUUUAUGAAACUGGCUAUACAUUAUUUCUAGGUUAUUGGUUACAUUACCUACCUUACUUUUUUAUAGAUCGAACUCUGUUCCUUCAUCAUUAUUUACCUGCAUAUAUUUUUAAGAUUCUUCUUUUGGCUUAUAUUGUGGAUCAUAUUUACUUAGUUUUACAGCUUCAUGAGAAAACUAGACACGUUACAAAUUUAUUUAUUUUAUGUGUAACAAUAUGGCUGUCAUAUAUCGUGCUUACAUUUAAAAAAUUCAGUGUUCUGAACUAUGGAAAUGUUGAUUUAAAGGAAAAUGAUCUAAUGAGUCUUAGGUGGAAAGAUACCUGGGACUUUAUAUUACAUAAAAAGAUAUAAUUUUUAUAAAAUAAGAUGUCCAUAGUCAGUUUAUAAGAUUACAAUCACAAUAAAAUGUAUGUUGUAAAUAAUAAUUGUAAAUCUCAUUAAAUACUCAAAAAUAAUUAUAAGUGUAGAAUAAUAACAAUGAAUCUUUCCGUCCUAAAAGUAUUGAAUGUAUGAAGACUGCUAUGCUACUGUUGAUAUUUUCAAGUAUACUUAAUAUAUUUAAAAAAAUGUUAUUCUAUAACUUAGGUUGGUC
Molecule: messenger RNA, 2696 nt
Organism: Bombyx mandarina (wild silkworm)
Lineage: Eukaryota; Metazoa; Arthropoda; Insecta; Lepidoptera; Bombycidae
Gene: rt
Product: Protein O-mannosyltransferase rt
Biological process (GO): protein O-linked glycosylation via mannose
Cellular component (GO): endoplasmic reticulum; membrane
Molecular function (GO): dolichyl-phosphate-mannose-protein mannosyltransferase activity
Source: RefSeq, a predicted model, not a curated record